GUGCUCUUAGCCCGGGCCGGACUAGUUUAUCUAUAGGGCUCAACAACGAAGGGUCUGACGAAAAGUUAACUCUGUUUUCUCACUACGCAUGCUGUCGGACCUGCUGUGGUUUUCCUGCAGUCUACUUUUUUUUCAGAUUUCCGGUUCUUUAAUGCUUAUUUCCUGCAGCGCCGUAUCCGUUCCAGCGCAGGCGCAAGAGGCGGGCAUUGUGACUCUUCAAUCAAUUCACAGAGGGCUUUGGUCUGACGCAGGAGCGGUGACCUGAGUUUGAAGGGUUUUACGUUGCAGUCUCAAAGAGCCCUGUGCCGUAUUGUUUUGAGAGGGUGACGGGGUGUAGAGGAAUGUGGUCCACGGCAAGCCGGUCUACAGCACGAGUGCACAGAUGUUUAUAUUACUUGAAAACAAUACAGAAUGAAUCUCUUCAGUCCUCGGUUUGUACGAAAAGAUGUGUUGCCUCCUCUUCAUCUUCUCACAUCACUACUCACUACACAAUCCAUCCUCGAGAUAAAGAUUCACGAUGGGAAGGGGUCAACAUGGAGCGGUUUGUAGAUGAAGCUGAUGUGGUGAUAGUAGGUGGAGGACCUGCUGGUCUAUGUGCAGCAAUCCACCUUAAACAGUUGGCCGAAAGACAUGAUAAGGAAGUACGAGUGUGUUUGGUGGAGAAAGCUGCGCAGAUAGGUGGACAUAUCCUAUCAGGGGCUUGCCUGGAUCCAAAAGCUCUCAUUGAGUUGUUUCCAGAUUGGAAAGACAGAGGGGCUCCACUACAUACGCCAGUGAAGGAAGAUGCAUUUAGUAUUUUAACAGAGAAAUACAGAAUUCCAGUUCCACUGUUACCAGGUCUUCCCAUGAGGAACCAUGGAAAUUACAUUGUACGUUUAGGACACUUGGUUAGAUGGUUAAGUGAACAGGCAGAAGAACUUGGUGUGGAAUUGUACCCAGGGUACGCAGCCUCUGAGAUUUUGUUCCAUGAAGAUGGGAGUAUUAAAGGGAUUUCUACCAACGAUGUUGGCAUUCAUAAGGAUGGUUCUCCAAAGGACACAUUUGAAAGAGGAAUGGAACUUCAUGCCAAAGUCACGAUAUUUGCUGAGGGCUGCCAUGGACACCUUGCCAAGCAAUUGUACAAACAAUUCAAGCUAAGAGAGAACUGUGAACCUCAGACGUAUGGUAUAGGAUUAAAAGAGAUUUGGGUUAUUGACGAAAGUAAAUGGAAACCUGGGAGAGUGGAACACAGUGUGGGGUGGCCUCUAGAUAGGCAUACAUAUGGUGGAUCAUUCCUUUAUCAUUUGAAUGAGGGAGAGCCUUUGGUGGCUUUGGGCUUUGUGGUGGGUCUGGAUUAUCAAAAUCCAUAUCUGAAUCCAUUUAAAGAAUUCCAGAGAUGGAAACACCAUCCUUCAAUAGCACCAACCUUAGAAGGUGGAAAAAGGAUUGCUUAUGGAGCGCGUGCCUUAAAUGAAGGUGGUGUACAGUCUGUACCCAGGAUGUCUUUCCCUGGUGGUCUAUUGGUUGGCUGCAGUCCAGGAUUGUUGAAUGUCCCUAAAAUUAAAGGCACACACACUGCUAUGAAGAGUGGAAUGAUUGCUGCAGAUACCAUCUUUAAUAAACUAAUUGAAGAUAAUCACCAGCCUGUGACUCAGGGCCUACAUAUACCAGAGUAUGACACGCACAUUAGAAACUCUUGGAUUUGGAAGGAACUUUAUUCUGUGAGGAAUGUCCGACCCUCCUGCCAUGGACCAUUGGGUGUUUAUGGUGGAAUGAUUUACACUGGAAUAUUUUACUGGAUAUUUCGAGGAUUGGAGCCCUGGACACUGAAACACAAAGGUGCAGAUUAUUCUCAGUUAAAACCAGCCAAAGAUUGCACACCCAUUGAAUACCCUAAGCCAGAUGGAAAAAUCAGCUUUGAUCUUCUAUCCUCUGUGGCCCUUAGUGGAACUAAUCAUGCAGAUGAUCAGCCACCACACUUGACACUACUUGAUGAUAGUGUACCAGUGAAGAGGAAUUUGGGUCAGUUUGAUGGACCAGAGCAAAGGUUCUGUCCUGCAGGUGUUUAUGAGUAUGUUUCUUUGGAAAGUGGUAAUGGGAUGAGAUUGCAGAUUAAUGCCCAGAACUGUGUUCACUGCAAGACGUGUGAUAUUAAAGAUCCCAGCCAGAAUAUCAACUGGGUGGUCCCUGAAGGAGGUGGUGGCCCUGCUUAUAAUGGAAUGUAAUCAACUUACAAUCACAAACUGGAGCUACAGAAUUAUGUGGUUGCAUAUUGUAUUAUUGUACUGGGGUGCUUUUUAAAUCCAGCUUUCAACUGUAAAGCUAAAAGUGAAGGAUUACAUUUUUACAAUUAACUUGAUAUUUCAUUCUGAUUUCAGUAACUGUAUAUAAAUUGGGUUCAGUUGUUCAGAGGAACUGUCAAUCAAAUAAAUCAAAAUAAAACAGCCAAACAUUUGCCCCUAAAUGAUGUACCUGACUCAGGCUUGUGUUUAAUGAAAGACAUCUGGUAACAAUUAAUCUUCAUAUAUUGAGGCCUAUAAUUUAGCCUGUUCAGCUUUCACUGUAAAACUAUAUUUAAAUAAUGUGCACAUUGAGAAUGCAAAUAUGAUUAUUUUUGAUAAACUACUGCAAAUUCAAGUUUUUUUCAAAAUUGAUCAGUUAUUUACUAUAUGGAAUAUAAAUUCUGUGUUUUGUUGAAAAUUUACUUUUAAUUGGUUUGAGUACCACUGAAAAUAUAUGCAGAAACAUAUUAACAUUAAAUACUGAACUACUUUUAAAAAAAAGUAACAAUCUCUUUUUUUGAAUCGUAGUCCCUCUUUUUGCAUUUAUCCACAGUGUAUACCAGAUGAAGUAAAACUUUCAUGUAUGUUUUGAUGUGCUGAUUUUUAAGCUAAUAUCUUAUUGGAACCAAUUAUGAAAUAUAAAGUUAAAAAUGAAUUGUAAACAAUGCAAAGUCUUUGUGAGAAGAGGAUAGAUGGACAUCUUUUAAUCACCAGAAUUAGUGGUUAUUGCUUUAGUGAUAGGAAAACAGUAAUAAAUCAUGAUGCCUCGCAUCUACUAAUCAUCAUUAAAACAACUGUUUAUGAUGUAAUAUGAAAUUAUUGGUUUGUAAAUAAAAACUUGUAAAUGUUCAAUUUCUGUAAUAAAAAUUAACUAAUUUGUA
Stegostoma tigrinum is the source of this 3142-nucleotide messenger RNA. RefSeq names its product electron transfer flavoprotein dehydrogenase (gene etfdh). The record is from RefSeq and is a predicted model, not a curated record. NCBI's taxonomy places the organism in Eukaryota, Metazoa, Chordata, Chondrichthyes, Orectolobiformes, Stegostomatidae. The coding region runs from base 342 to 2204 and encodes 620 amino acids. Gene Ontology annotation, biological process: electron transport chain. The transcript has 13 exons. Gene Ontology annotation, cellular component: mitochondrial inner membrane. Gene Ontology annotation, molecular function: electron-transferring-flavoprotein dehydrogenase activity.